This is a messenger RNA of Myzus persicae (green peach aphid), 2314 nucleotides long. RefSeq lists its product as uncharacterized. Lineage: Eukaryota; Metazoa; Arthropoda; Insecta; Hemiptera; Aphididae. The record is from RefSeq and is a predicted model, not a curated record. The transcript is spliced from 8 exons. The coding region runs from base 884 to 2062 and encodes 392 amino acids.
CGAAUCAAUCGACGUUUUAAGAGUUAUAGACAUUCACUCAUCGUACCGUCCGGGUACGCAAGUAUACGUCCUGAAUAACUCCAUAAACAUUUCGUACUCACCCAGUCUUUCUUGGACAACCACUAGAUCGGCUUCAAUUUUUGUACAUAUUUGACGAUUUUGACGAUUUUAACCUACAGAAUAGUGGAACAUAUAGCUAAUGGUGAAACACUUAUUAUGGACCAAAGUUAAAUUAAUACUACUUGUAUGACCAACUACUUAUGUAAUUCUGGGACCUCAAAUGGAAGCAGUAAUCAGCUAUGUAUACAUGUUAAAGAACAAUGAUCAUGAUUCAUGGGCCAGAAGUACCUAUAUACGAUACACAGCUUGGUAAUGUCGUAAUGAUGUAACCAUCGUUACAUGUGAAUAAGCUUAUAACGAUCGUAUAAUAUGAUACAAUAUUAGUGUUUUUGGUAAAUACACAAUGUGUAUAAUUCCUCAUCAAUGGGUGGCGUACUCGACGAAGCCUCAAAACAUAAUUGUGCACCAUUUAAGUCUAUAUUAAUCAGUUAUAUAACAUAAUACCUAUGAACUAUGCAGGCGGCAUGCAGUGUAAACGGCGCUUGCGUAUAAAACGCUUCCGCCACUUGUUGUUAAUAACACCUACACCGUGUUCUAAUAUAGUAUAAUAUAUAUAAGUGUACCGCACAUGUCAUACUGCACAAUGUGCCGCAGGACGUUUCCUCCACGAGGACCGUCGGCCACUGUAAAUAUCGAUUAUCCGUGGUGACAAAAUAUUUUUUUAAACCACCAUCCUUCUGACUUCCAAUUUAUUUUAUGUACAAGAGUAGGCACGUAUAGUUGCGAGUAAUAAUCUUAGUCAAACCGAACACACAGACAGAUUAUGUGGCACGAAGAAGAUGACCUCCGUGGGCCACAGCCGCGUUGGCCGAAUUAUCACUGUACGCGGCUUCAUCACCAUCUGCAUCAUUACGAAAAUAAUGGAAUUGAAGUGAACACAACUGGAAAUGGUUUUAUCGAAGUUGGCCGUAAUCAAAAUAAUAUGUAUUAUCCAGUUUCUUAUGUUAUGGUCAAUGACGAUGUUCAAGAACAAGAACAUCAUCAUUAUACAUUUCCUCAAUUGUUGAUGAGCCGUCCACCACCUCCACCUACACCAGCACCAUCAUCUUUACCACCUUUGAUGUUAUCUUCACCACCUCUACCAGACUCUUACUAUGUCCACCAGCCAUUGACUCCCAUGAUGCAGCAACCACAGCAGCCAUCACUUCUAUCAUCAUCACCAGAAUCAUCACUUACGGUUGGCUGCAAUACCAUUCAGCAACGUAUAAAUGAUUACGACUACUCUGAAAGAAACUCUGAGUUUGCCACUAGAAUGAUAAAAAAUGAUUUAUCUUCAUCAUGUUUUCGUCGAUUACAUCUGGGAGAAAGAACUGUUGACGACAGUAUGAAGUCAACUGUCAUUUUUGAUAAAAACACAAAACGACGAACAUCAAAUAACGAUGAUAAAUUAUUAGAACAAGCAAAUGAAAUAAAAACACAGUUUGAGAUUAUACUGGAUGACGGUAAAGUAGUAGAUGUGUGCAAACGGACUUUAUUGGCUGCCAUUAAUAAAGUUAUAGUUGACAAUUAUGAAUCUGCUUUGUACAAAUUACGUAAGACUAUUAGAAUAUUGGAUGUAUUGAUAUUUAACGAAGGUGGCAGCGGGAUUGAAACUGUCAACAUCGAUACUGUUGGGCCAUGGUUAAAAACAUUGAAAGACAUUGAACGAAAAAUUACACAAAAUCAACAGAUCCAACACAUUAAUGGAGACUACAGUUCUAGUCAGUUAGAAAAUAGUAACAUAAUAAAAACAGAAGACAGCUUCCACAAGAGAUUAAUACAACUAACCAGUAAUAGGAUCCGUAGAAAUGAUAUCAUUAACAAUGAAAACAAUGGUUGUAAAUAUCACUUUUGGUGGAAAUCGAAUUUAAAGCGUUACCGGACUACAGGAAAAGUUGUUGUAGAGCAACAUCGAUGUAAUAUAAACCGUCGUCAAUACCAAAGAAACAAUAAAUACUCAUAAAUCAGGAUACCAUAUUGCUGUAAUCUGUGUAGGAGAAUGAUUGAUCUUUGUAAUUAAUUAUAUAAGAAUAAUUUUCUUUCUUUUCUGGUCAUGUAACUUAAGAGGAUGUGAGCGCCGUCCGUUUUCUUCCUCUCCCACGCACAAUAUAGGUAGACGUACACAUUUACACAGAAUCAUUUUUUUCAUGUUUUUGAGUAAUCGAUAAAAUAAAAUCAUUCAUUAAAAAACUGUUAAAUAAUAAUAAUUUGAAGG